Mercenaria mercenaria is the source of this 6711-nucleotide messenger RNA. Its product is annotated as rho GTPase-activating protein 1-like. The transcript is spliced from 10 exons. Gene Ontology annotation, molecular function: GTPase activator activity. Gene Ontology annotation, biological process: small GTPase-mediated signal transduction; negative regulation of endocytic recycling. Gene Ontology annotation, cellular component: cytoplasm. NCBI's taxonomy places the organism in Eukaryota, Metazoa, Mollusca, Bivalvia, Venerida, Veneridae. The record is from RefSeq and is a predicted model, not a curated record. The coding region runs from base 1 to 1263 and encodes 420 amino acids.
AUGACCCUCUUGUUUGAUGUUGCUGGGAACUUCUAUGGCCAGGAUCGUGAAGGUCGCUUGCCUGUCAAUGGUUUGUGUUCAAAACUCCACUUUGGAUGUAGAAUUCUAUCACCUGAGGAUGAAGAUGAGGCUGAGCCAGGAGAUUACCAUGACAUUGCUAGACAUGGCAUUAUUGAAGUGGCAGGAGAUGAUGUAUAUGGUAGAAAAGUUAUUGUGUUCUCGGCUUGCAAAUUACCUCCAAAAACAGAACUCAAUCAUCAAAGAUUGUUUGAGUUUAUGAAGAUGACCUUAGACCAAUAUGUUGAGAUGGACUAUGUGAUAGUGUAUUUCCAUCAUGGUAUGACAAGCAAGAACAAACCAAAAUUGUCUUGGAUGGUGCAGGUCUAUAGAGAGUUAGACAGAAAAUAUAAGAAGAAUUUGAAAGCCCUGUAUUUGGUCCAUCCUACAAAUUUUAUAAGAAUAUUAUGGAAUAUAUUCAAGCCACUCAUCAGUGCAAAGUUUGGGAGGAAGGUCAUGUAUGUAAACUAUCUACAUGAGUUGAAGGCUCAUCUACACUUUGACCAGCUUAAAGUCCCUCCACUUGUCUUACAAUACAAUGCAAAGAUCCUGUCAACACAGAAGCCAUCUUAUCCAUAUGGUGGUGAUGUACAACGUAACAAUAGCUCACUGAAGACACAGCAGUUUGGUGUUUCUUUAUCACUAAUAAAAGAAAACUAUAAGCAGGUUAUACCACCAGCUGUUCAACAAACUGUUGAAUUCCUCAGAGUUCAUGCGCUGGAUUCAGAGGGUAUUUUCCGACGCACAGCCAAUGCAGCUACUUUGAAACAAGUGCAGCAAAGAUUAAAUAAUGGGGAGACAAUUGAUUUCACAGAGUUUUCAGAUGUCACGAUAGCUGCCGUAACGUUGAAAACAUUCCUAAGAGACUUAUCGGAACCAAUAUUAACAUUUGAGUUGUAUGAACCAAUUAUAAGACUUCAUGGUCAAGAGAAAGAUGAACAGAUCUUGCAGGCAAAGAGAAUGUUGACUGAGGAAUUACCCGAGGAUAACUACACAGUACUGAAGUACAUUCUUGAUCUUCUUACUGAGGUUGCCGCACAUUCAGACAAGAACAAAAUGACCACACAGAACCUUGCAAUUUGUUUUGGACCAAACCUUAUCUGGCCCAAGGGUCAGGCGUCGCUCAACACAAUGGGACAUGUUAACACAUUCGCUCUAUUGCUUUUAGAUAACUUUGAUGAGUUAUUUAACACAGCAACUUCAUAGAACUAAAAAAAAUGGAUGAGAUAGGAUCGUAUUUUGGUACAAUUUAAAAUUUAGAACUGGGAUCAGUUCACAGCACUUCAGAGUGAGACAGGUGUGAGAUGUGUGACAUUUCUGAAAGCUGUUCAUAAAUAUUGGAAUUUCCUAGUCUCCGAGAACAUUUUAUACAUUGAUACUAUGUGGUGAUGGACAGGGAUAAUCGAUGUGUACAGGUGGUCCUCCAGGUUUUGGUCUGUUGUAUAAAUGAGCCGUGUCAUGAGAAAACCAACAUAGUGGCUUUGCGACCAGCAUGGAUCCAGACCAGCCUGCGCAUCCGCGCAGUCUGGUCAGGAUCCAUGCUGUUCGCUAACAGUUUCUCCAAUUUCAAUAGGAUUUAAAAGCGAACAGCAUGGAGCCUGACCAGAUUGCGCUGAUGCGCAGGCUGGUCUGGAUCCAUGCUGGUCGCAUACCCACUACGUUGGUUUUCUCAUGGCAAGGCUCAAAUAGACUUUCUUAGCUUUUGUAAAUAAAUACUAGAAUAAUUUAUAGAACCAUUGAGCAACACUGUCAUCAGUUAGAAAUACCUAUCAUGAAAAAAAAAAUUAGGUGUCGUUAUAAUUCCACUUUUGUCAGUUAGUAUCUUAUAAUGAAAUUUUAAAUCGUUAAGUCCAAACAAAACUAGUUAUUUCAUUAAUUUAUUUUGUCGAUUAAAAGAAUCUCAAAAAAGAGUUUUGUUAUUUAUGAUACUAGGGGCAAGAUUUUUAUGAAAUUAUGAGAAAAUUAGACUAAUUUCGGAUUUUAGUGUACAGUCGACAUUGUAUUAAGAGACCGGACUGCUAAGAAAUGGUCUCUUAAUGGAAUAGUCUCUAAAUGAAUUUCAGUCAGAUGAAAAGGAAAGUUAUUUUUAACUGUUAAUUUAACUGUAUUUAUUAUGAACAUACAUAUGUGAUUUCAAAUCUGUUUUAACAUCGUGAACACUUUUCCAAGUCCACAAACCGUGAAAAUCAUGGCUAGAUUGUUUGUCAGUUUGACUGAUACAAAUGUUAAUUGCAUUCAGUCACGUGCAAAACGUACUCGCUAAUUACACAGAUGAAGAAAUGCCGGGUAGAAUUUUGGUACCCGGUCGCUUAAUAGAUACUUUUGUCGAAUAUAUUACCUGUCGGGACUACAUUACUGUGGUCGCUAAACGUUUCAUAAAAAAGUCGUUUAAUGGAAUGAAUUUAUAUACUGAAAACUUUCGGGAGGGAUUUUGACUGAUCGUUUAAUACAAAAAUCGCUUAAUAGAGGUGGUCGCAAGUACAAUGUCGACUGUAAUCUUUCUGUUUUGAAAUUUGAAAUUUAAAAAAUUAAGUAAAUAAAUUUAUCAUUUUUGAUUUGAAAUGCAUUACAAAUUGAGGAAACAAAUUAUGUUAAACUUCAAAAUCGAAUCAAUCGUGUUACACACUGGCAUAAAGUGUGCUACUUGGUGAAAUUGUGUUAAAGUACCUUCACUGACCAAAAUAUUAUCUUCAAGCUGUGUCCUGUAGAUUUGGUAAAUUUUGCCAUUGUUUCAUUUUCGCUAAUAUUCUGUAAUUCUUAACACUGCAAAUGAGGCUGCAAACUGUGAAAUAGCUUAAUAAAGUAUAUAUGAAAAUUAUCCAGUUCACAAUACCUGGAAACAAAAUUUCAAGAUUUGCCAGUGAAAACAUGUUUGAAGCUGUGACAUCUACCUCAGUGAAGUGUUAAUAAAUACAUUUCCCCUCAAUUAGCUUGGUUUAAUUUGAUAGCGGAAGAGGGGGCCCUUUCACCUUUGUGCUUUGUAUUUUUAUGUCAAAUGACCAGACAAAAGGAAUUAAGGUACACAUUAAAAAUUUGUUUGUGAAAUUCAAAAUAAUGGUAGAGACUUGAUGUGAUAGGAAAUACUAAAGUUUCUCGAAAGAGGGUCAAAAAAUUUGGCAGCAUUUCAUUUAGGUAUUGGUUGCAGGCACUUUCACCUGUAUAUCAUUUACUAUUUUUAUCACAUUUAUUCGGUGCUUAUCACAUAAAUCAUUUAGUGUGUUCAGAUUCAUGCAUUGUAUCAAUUUCUAGAUCCUGAAAUAAACAGGAAAGGGAAAUAACAGUUUGUAUAAAUUGUAAUAGUUUUGCUAAUUAUAAGGCACUGUCAGAACUUUUUCUCAUUACAUGUAUUAAAUCCCAUGUUUUAUCAAAGUAUUUGCAAGAUUUGUUAUAAUUUUUUUAAAGACGAAGCAUUGUCUUAAUCAGUACACUAUUUACAUUACUUUUACCAAAUCAGAUAAAGGGAGGUAAUGAUGAUGUGUCUUGUGUUUUCAGAAGUUCUGGAUUAUCUGUUAUAUAUUCUAACCUUUACCCUGCUAAAUUCUUAAAAUGGACUGAUCCAUCAUUCAAUUUGGACAAUACCACUUAAUAUUCAAAGGGGUGUGUUCACUGAAAAUUUACUGACUGAAAAGGGAAUAGUGCAGAGCAUGAUCAAACUGCAUGGAUGUGCAGGCUGAUCUUGGUCUGCACUGGUCGCAAAGGCAAAAAUCACUUGCCGCCAGAAGGCUAAAGAUAAAUUAGUCUCCAAGGAAAAUAAGUUAAAUGGUAAUUAUUCACAAACACAGCUUUUCAUUUUUGUAUUUGAAUCACAGGUUUCUUUAAUGAAACAGAAUUAAUGGGUUCAUUGUAAAAGAAUUAUAGAACUAUCAUAGAAAUGUUCAUGUUUCAAAUUCAUGGUGUCAGAAAAUCAUAUCACAAGUCACAGAUCUGGACCAGUAGGAUGGUUGAGAAACAAUUCUGUUUAGAACUAUGUUUGUUUAAGAAUGAAAUAAAAAAAGGUUUAAUCACAUGUCGGAGGAAAAGGUACCAUUAUGACAUAUAAAAAAAAUAUGUGUGUAGAAUAGCUGAAGAAGUUUUUGUUUAUGUAUCCAGAUUGUGAAGCAGUGCUUCAGCUGUGAAAUCUUGAAUAUGGGUGGAGGACUAAUUUCUAAUGAUUUCAUGGUUGCAUCAGUUCAUGAAAUUUAAUCCCAACCAGUAAUUUUUUCUACUCUGUGGGAGACAUGCGCUUUUCUCAAAAGCAUCUCUAGUUUAGUUGACUGAUAUUUAUCUUUCAAUGGCAGCCAAAAUUUUAAGGGGAUGUAAAUAUUGUAUCUUAUUUGAUACAUUGUGCUUUGGAUUUGUUCGAGUUAUUUCCCUUCAAUAUCUACAUUUUGCUCUAAAUUCAGAAAUUGUUUUCUGAAACUAAAACAAAGAAAAAUAUUUGCUCAAAUAUUCAUGAUACCUGUUUUGAACAAUACUCAGCCAAAUUGUAAUCUCUUGUGUUAUUCUCUGUAUAUGUGUAAAUUUACUUCCAAGAAAUUUAUAAUUGAGCCGCGCCAUGAGAAAACCAACAUAAUGGGUAUGCGACCAUCAUGGAUCCAGACCAGCCUGCGCAUCCGCACAGUCUGGUCAGGCUCCAUGCUGUUCGCUUUUAAAGCCUAUGGAAUUGGAGAAACUAUUAGCGAACAGCAUGGAUCCUGACCAGACUGCGGGGAUGCGCAGGCUGGUCUAGAUCCAUGCUGGUCGCAUACCCACUAUGUUGGUUUUCCCAUGGCAUGGCUCAAUUAUCUUUUUGUUUGUGAUUUUAGAUACAAGACCCACAAUUAAGAUUAUAGGAAGGUUAAACUGUAUUUUAUCAAUGCCAUUGUUGUGCAGUCUAGGUUCUGGUAAUGUUACUUAAAAAAUGUAAGAAACUUCAGUGACUCUGGGCCUAGACUUUAUUAACAUUGACUGAUGAAUUAAAGAGAAAUAAAACUUAAAUUUAUGUGUUGGUAUAUGCAGGAAGAACCAAGAUUUUCAUGUGCCAGUGUAGUAUAAAUCAGUUAAGAAAUUAACAGAAAAAAUCCUGUGUUUACCAACCAUCCUUUGAGCCGUACCAUGAGAAAUCCUUUGAGCCGUACCAUGAGAAAACCAACAUAAUGCGUUUGCGACCAGCAUGGAUCCAGACCAGCCUGAGCAUCUGUGCAGUCUGGUCAGGAUUGAUGCUGUUCGCUAACAGUUUCUCUAAUUGCAAUAGGCUUUAAAAGUGAACAGCAUGGAUCCUGACCAGACUGCGCGAAUGCGCAGGCUGGCCUGGAUCCAUGCUGGUCACAAAGCCACUAUGUUGGUUUUCUCAUGGCGCAGCUCAUUUUUCCCUUCCUGGUUAAAAUAUCAUACAUUUUUGUUUAUCUGUAAAAGCCAUUUCACAUUUACACAAAAUCAAAAUCAAAAUGAAAAAAAGGCUAAAUUAAUGGGCCAUUUUACGUUCAUGCCAAAACCGAGUUGAAAAGUAAACUGAAACUGAAAGGAUAUUAUUCGCAAAUUGAAAUCCUUGUUCGGUUACUGAAUUUGACCUCAAAAGGGGAAAAAGGUUGCAUUAUUCUACAAUUUCCUUGAUUUACACAUUUAAAGUUGGAGAUUAAUACUUGAAUAUGUGAAAGCUCUAGCCAGUUCUGGAACAAUGAAAUGUCAUCAGAUUGGACUAAGAAAUGGUUUGGUUUAUUUGUGAAAUGGUUUAAUACAUACAUUAUACGUGCUUGUCAUAAAUUAGACAUUCCUGUUGAAUUCUGUGUAUUUGUAUAACAUUGUUUGUUUACUUUGAUGUACCAAUUGUUUUCCUCCUUCAUUUCUGUAUAAAUAUUGAUUUUUUCAUCCAUUAUAUGUAAUUGUAUGGAAUUUGUUAAAAAAAAAUUAUGUAAAAUAUUGUGUAUUAAGUGUGUUGAUUUCAGAAACUGGUGAAAUGAAUUACACAGACUGCAGCAUAGACAUUUUUAGAUUACCUCCUGUGUAAUUAUAUACAUGUAUCCUCAAUAGAUGACAUAUUAUUGUGUUCAUACAGGCAUAUUUAUUGUUACUAUAUACUACAUGUAUAACAUACGCACCAUUUCUGUCUGUAAACUUUUCUUAAAAGUUCAGAUAGGAAGUUAAGAAAAUAAGCUAAACAGAUAAAAUCAUAGAAUAGUUUUUUUCACAGAAUGGGCAAGGAACAUUUCUAUAUAUUACCCUUUUCUCAAGUUACAUAAGAAAUGAUAUACAGUCAAACUACGUUUGUUCGACAUCUGAUAAUUUUAAUACCAUUCUUUGCAUGAACUCUUUUUUCAGGUUUUUGGGCAAAACCUCUGUAUGGCUUGAACUACUUCGAACUCGGAACAAAGUUUGUAGGUCCCAUCAAAUUUCAGCAAACAAAGUUUGACUGUAUAGGAGAAGGAUUUGUUAACCCUUAUCAUGCUGAACACAAGUGAUUAUGCCUUUGUGACCAGUGCAGUUCAUGAUCAGCCUGCGCAUCCAUGCAGUCUGAUCCAGAUCUGUAUGGAUGUGCAGGCUGAUCAUGAUUUUCACUGGUCGCAAAGGCAGCAUCAAUUGUGUCCAGCAUUACAAGGGUUAAAUGUGAAAUAGUAUGACAGAUAGGGCCAGACAAUUUCUUGGUCCAUAUAAGGUUGAAGUGACACCAUUGCUAGCGUGUACUAUAAAAAAAAAACA